GUUGUUGGAUGUUGCUCCAUUGUCAUUAGGUAUUGAGACUGCUGGUGGUAUCAUGACCAAAUUGAUUCCAAGAAAUGCUACUAUCCCAACCAAGAAGUCAGAAACUUUCUCCACUUAUGCUGAUAACCAACCAGGUGUUUUGAUUCAAGUAUUUGAAGGUGAAAGAGCUAAGACUAAGGACAACAACUUGUUGGGUAAAUUCGAAUUAUCGGGUAUCCCACCAGCUCCAAGAGGUGUCCCACAAAUUGAAGUUACUUUUGAUAUCGAUGCUAAUGGUAUCUUGAACGUUUCUGCUUUGGAAAAGGGUACUGGUAAGACACAAAAGAUUACCAUCACCAACGAUAAAGGUAGAUUGUCCAAGGAAGAUAUCGAAAAGAUGGUUAACGAAGCUGAAAAAUUCAAGGAAGAAGAUGAAAAGGAAGCUGCUAGAGUCCAAGCCAAGAACCAAUUGGAAUCAUACGCUUACUCAUUGAAGAACAGUUUGUCUGAAGAGCAAUUCAAAUCUAAAUUGGAUGCUUCUGAAAUUGAAGAAGUUACCAAGGCUGCCGAAGAAACUAUUAGCUGGUUGGAUUCAAACCAAACUGCUACUCAAGAAGAAUAUGCUGAUCAACAAAAGGAAUUGGAAUCUAAAGCUAACCCAAUCAUGGCUAAGGCUUAUGGUGGUGCUGCUCCAGAUGGUGCUCCAGGCGCCGGUGGUUUCCCAGGUGGUGCUCCAGGUGGUGCUGCUCCAGAAGAAUCUGGUCCAACUGUUGAAGAAGUUGAUUAA
Messenger RNA from Lodderomyces margitis, 766 nucleotides. It is a transcript of the gene SSA2, whose product is annotated as Hsp70 family chaperone. Gene Ontology annotation, molecular function: misfolded protein binding; heat shock protein binding; ATP binding. Gene Ontology annotation, cellular component: cytoplasm; plasma membrane; cytosol. The transcript has a single exon. The annotation marks the transcript as partial. The record is from RefSeq and is a predicted model, not a curated record. Lineage: Eukaryota; Fungi; Ascomycota; Pichiomycetes; Serinales; Debaryomycetaceae. Gene Ontology annotation, biological process: protein refolding; vesicle-mediated transport; cellular response to unfolded protein.